Molecule: messenger RNA, 2084 nt
Organism: Daucus carota subsp. sativus
Lineage: Eukaryota; Viridiplantae; Streptophyta; Magnoliopsida; Apiales; Apiaceae
Product: protein NUCLEAR FUSION DEFECTIVE 4-like
Exons: 3
Coding region: 243-1964 (573 amino acids)
Cellular component (GO): membrane
Source: RefSeq, a predicted model, not a curated record
GUCUGUAAUAGAAAAGCAGUGGUAGUUGAAAGUUUGUGCCUGGAUAUUAUGACAGCCCGAUGUGAUCUACUCAUCGUGAUCCUGUAUUAAUAUUUUUUCUAGAUAAAUAAUUAUGUAUAUGAUAGCAGAAGCCAACUUGCAUUUUUGUAUAAACUAGAAAUGUCAAAUGUAUAAAUAACUAGGAUUCAACUAAAUCAAACACUAAGUGAUUUUAGUUACAGUCUUAGUACAGAAUCACCAGGAUGGUGGAGUCAGGACUCAAACUGAGGGAGUUUCUGGAUAACAGAUGGCUAGUUUUUGUUGCUUCAAUGUGGGUUCAGUCCUGUUCUGGAAUUGGCUACUUGUUCGGAAGCUUAUCGCCUAUUAUCAAGAAGACGAUGGGCUAUAAUCAGCGACAAAUAGCUAUUUUGGGCAUAGCUAAGGACUUGGGGGAUGCAAUUGGGUAUGUUGCAGGUACUUUGUCUGAGAUUUUGCCCAUCUGGGCAGUUCUUGCUAUUGGUGUGGUUCAAAACUUUGUUGGCUAUGGUCUAGUUGGGCUUAUUGUCAGUCAAAUCUUGCCUACUGCUCCUUUAUGGGUUCUGUGCAUUUUGAUAUUUGUGGGAACAAAUGGCGAAACCUACUUUAAUACUGGAUCGCUAGUUACCUGUAUCCAGAACUUUCCUGAAUACCGUGGCCCUAUAGUAGGCAUACUGAAAGGAUUUGCAGGGUUAAGUGGCGCAAUUAUGACCCAGAUUUAUAUCAUGAUUAACCUUCCAAAUGAGGCAGCAUUGAUUUUCGUGGUUGCAGUCGGGCCAUCCAUGGUGAUCACUGCUCUGAUGUUCAUUCUAAAACCUGUGGGAGGUCAACGUCAAGUCAGGCCAUCAGAUAACGCCAACUUUGCAUUUGUUUACAGUGUUUGCCUUGUCCUAGCUGCAUAUCUAUUGGGAGUUUUGCUGCUUCAGGAUUUAGUAAAUUUGAAUGAGAACAUAAUCACAGUAAUGUCAGUUGGACUGAUCUUUAUCAUAUUGCUUCCUAUCGUGAUUCCUGUUCUUUUAGUUUUUACCUCAAAACCGAUAUCUUCAGCAGAGGAGAGCCUCCUUCCCGCCCCUGAGAGCCAACCAUCUAUUAGUUCUGAACAAAGUCAAACUAAAGAUAUGGGAGCCUCAGAAAUAGAUUCACUUCUAGAAGUGGAGAGGCAAAAAAGAAUUAUUCAUUCUGCAGGAGCUGUAAGUGUCCAUCAGAAAAAGGCUCCAAGCAUAGGAGAAGACUUCACAUUGACACAGGCAUUUAAAACGGCAGAUUUUUGGCUUGUUUUUAUUUCCCUGGUACUGGCUUCUGGUUCUGGUAUGACAGUUAUUGAUAAUUUAGGUCAGAUGUCUCAAUCUUUAGGAUACGAAAAUACCCAUGUAUUUGUUUCCAUGAUUAGCAUUUGGAAUUUUCUCGGACGUGUUGCUGGAGGUUACUUCUCUGAAAUUGUCGUAAGAAAAUAUGCCUACCCAAGACCAGUAGCAAUGGCUGUGGUUCAAGUCCUGAUGGCAAUCGCUCUCUGCUUCUACAGCCUGGGUCUUCCGGGAGCAAUUUAUGUUGUGUCUGUGCUGAUGGGACUUGGCUAUGGCGCACACUGGGCAAUUGUGCCUGCAGCAGCUUCAGAACUGUUUGGAUUAAAAAGUUUCGGAGCCUUGUACAAUUUUUUAACAUUGUCAAGCCCAGCAGGUUCUUUAUUCUUUUCCGGUGUGAUUGCUGCUGGUAUAUACGACUCUGAAGCUAAAAAACAAGCUUCUAUCAUACCGUCACAAAAUCUGGAGCAUAUGCUCAGAAUGCCUCUAGGUGAGGAGGAGUCACUAAAUUGUUAUGGCACCAUAUGCUACUCUAUCACAUGUGGUAUAUUGACAGUACUUUGCCUGAUUGCAUCUGUGUUAAGUUUGAUAGUUGUGUAUCGAACUAAGAAAGUUUAUGCUAAACUUUAUGGAAACUCUAGACAGUAAGAAGUGGAACAUAUCAGAUGCUUGAUGUUGAACUUCAACUGUUUUGGGGUUCAUUUUUGUUACAUUGUAAACAGCUACUUAUUUCUUGUGUUCAGGAUGAAGGGUUAUUACUUUUUAUUC